CAACGACCAAAUCAGAGCAGGAAGUAGUCUAGGGGUACGCUCCCUCCUCGUCCACUGCAGAAUCAAAACAUUUAGGUGCGCAAUGGGUAAAGCUGCGUUAUCCAGGAUGUUUCAUUAAAAUCGCAUAAUCUGCAGUGAAGAAUAUUGUCAAAAAGCUUCGUGCAUCAUGCUUCAGUUGAAGGACACCGUGGACCCGGAAAGUCCGGGGGCUGCGGUUCUACAUCCCGCAGAAACCGAGGAGGGGGUCGAGGUUGCGUUCACGCCACCGGAGGCCGGAGGAAGCUUCGGCUCUUCGAUGGCCUGCUGCUCCCCACUACAGACGCUGACGCCUUUCCACGUACACAACCCCACAAUGCAAGCCAAAGUUAAAGACUAUUUUGUUUUCAGGCCAGGUACAAUUGAGCAGGCGGUCUGUGACAUCAGGACAGUGGCCCUCCCCUCAGAAGAUGGAGAGGUCCUCAGUGUGUGGCUGUUGGCUGAAGUGGACCACUGGAACAACGAGAAGGAGAGACUGGUGCUGAUCACGGACCGGUCCCUCCUGGUGUGCAAGUACGACUUCAUCAACCUGCUGUGUCAGCAGGUGGUCCGGAUUGCUCUGAACGCCGUGGACACCAUGUCCGUGGGAGAGUUUGAGUUCCCGCCCAAAUCGCUCAACAAGAGGGAGGGCUACGGGGUGCGUGUGCAGUGGGACCACCGUCCGCGGGCCUCCUUCGCCAACCGCUGGAACCCCUGGUCCACAGACAUGCCCUACGAGACCUUCACUGAGCACCCCAUGGCCCACGCCGACGAGAAGGUGGCGUCUCUCUGCCAGUUGGACAACUUCCGGACCCAGCUGGUGCAGGCGGUGAAGAAGGCCCACAAGGAGCACCCCAUCCCCGGCCGCUCCAACGGGGUGCUGAUCUUGGAGAAGCCCCUGCUCAUCGAGACCUACCUGGGCAUCAUGUCCUUCAUCAACAACGAGGCCAAGCUGGGCUACUCCAUGACCCGGGGCAAGAUCGGCUUCUAGAGGAGCGGUUCCGGAUGAGCUAACCCUAACCUAGAUUAACCCCCCCCCCCCCCCAGUGCGGUCUAAUGUACGUAUCGUCUGUCAAAAGGACUCCGCCCUCAAAGGGAGGCGGUCACUCUACUUUGGUGUGAUUUUCGUUUUUUUUUGGGUUGAUCGGUCGGUGUGCGCCCGCAAUUAACCUCCAAUGCUUUCUCACGAGUCGGUGUUGUACUUGGGUCUCCGGGCAGAGUACAUGUUGUACAGCGUUGCAUGGACUGUCCGCUCACAUGAGUUCUGUUUCCCCCCCCGCACCCCGUAAAGUGACUGUUCCAACCGACGCCAUAUGGGUUCUCAGGGGCUUGUGUGAAGAGUGGAUUCGACUUCAAUGGAAGUGAGUGUUUUCGUGGUCAAUAUCGAUGAAUAUCAUGUGUUAGAGUGCGUUUUAUCCCUCCUCAUUUCACCGUGAGCCUCUUAUUCUGGAUCCGUCGGGCCUGUUGCGUCUGUAUGAUCAGAGCGGGGUCUAAGCAGGGUCUAUUCAGACCCCAACAAACAGCCAGAGAGGUGAGAGUUCAAGGUCGCAGGAACGCUGAUUCCAUUCCAUGGACAGACUCCAGGGUGCCACCUGGUUCCGGGGUCACAUCCUUAAGGUCCUAGGAGGGGCUCUCUGAGAAUAAGGGCCACUCCAGUUGUAUUUCAAAGGAAUGGGGCUUAUGCACCUAGUGGCCACCUCGGUUCUGAACACUAGCUGGCAUUUAGCCCCAAGAUGGGCACCAAGAUGGACGCUAGGUUGCAUAGGGCCCAUUGUGUCAUCCAGUACCGACAGCGUUCCCUCGAUGGGAUUUUUGUCCCAUAUGCAUGAAAUAACACUAAUAAUCAAAAUCAAUCAUAGCUUUAAAACAGUGUCUUAAAAUGAACAGCUCAAUGGGUUGUUGACAUACAUGUUACCUAUGCUUGCUAAUGGGUUUCUGUAAACUUGAGUCGGAUUGUCUGUUACUGUAAGUUCCUUGGUAAGCUCCUGUGACCUCGUCCUGUUGUGGGCGCCGUCUGUUUCCUGCCACCGUGUGCUAAUGGUUGUAAGUAUGGCAUUGCGAUAAGAUGAGGGAGCUAUUGCCGAUAGCUAAUGAGCUCAGGUGGCUAUGUUCUUAACCAUAUGAUUGUCAAUGAGGGGUUUUACAAAUUAGCGUUGUAUAUCACACUCCUAUGUUUAUUCAGUCGCCUUAAUUGUACUGUCAUUGUAUUUAUUUUAGGCAGUUAACGCAUGAAACAAUGCGUCAAUAGCAAACUUUCAUCUGGGCAUAAUGUUUGCAGUUUGUGGUGCACUCCAUCGCUGAAAGCUAAGUUGAUUCAUUGUUUGAAAUCUAUUACUGCAGAUGGAUUUGACUCAUUCGAUAAUUAUGAGAUCUGAGAUUCAGAUUGAUUUCAUUCAGGAGAGGAAGUCUUGUGGAGAUGUUCAUAGAAAUCCUAUGUUAUAAUAUAUACAACUGUAUUAAUCUAUAUGAAACUAUAUUCAUAUUAAAGCGGAACUGUGUUCAUUGCACUUCCUCGGCUUUUGGUAGAUAGUUGGAUAAUGUUUUGCAAAUAAAUGACCUGUGCAUGUGUGUUGCAUGAUUGUUUCUUUUUGAAAGAAAUGGUCUACUUUUGAUUCAUGUUUUUUGGUUUUCAAUGAUCUGGUAUUCUAAUCCUUGAACUGAUUUUUAGAACUAUUAGAUCCCCAUUGCCUUUCUCAAGAAGGGUUCUCGCACAAGGCAAUUUUCUGGUUUCAUGUCAAAUCUGGCUCUAAGUGAGCUCUUUGUGUUGAGUUACGCGGGUUUUACAGAUCAUAUUGCACCUUUAUGGGCUCGCUCUAUUACGGAAAAAUACCAAGAAUAAUCUCAGUAACAUCGCUUACAGACAUGAAUCUAAUAAAAUACAUAUUUGACCUA
Molecule: messenger RNA, 2907 nt
Organism: Gadus macrocephalus (Pacific cod)
Lineage: Eukaryota; Metazoa; Chordata; Actinopteri; Gadiformes; Gadidae
Gene: tprg1l
Product: tumor protein p63 regulated 1-like
Exons: 6
Coding region: 167-1006 (279 amino acids)
Cellular component (GO): cytoplasm
Source: RefSeq, a predicted model, not a curated record